Messenger RNA from Labrus bergylta (ballan wrasse), 2136 nucleotides. The record is from RefSeq and is a predicted model, not a curated record. NCBI's taxonomy places the organism in Eukaryota, Metazoa, Chordata, Actinopteri, Labriformes, Labridae.
AUGGGGGACUGGAACUUCUCUCGGGGGAUUUUGGAGGAGGUGCACAUUCAUUCCACUAUGGUCGGCAAGAUCUGGCUCACCAUUCUGUUCAUCUUCCGCAUGCUGGUCCUCGGUGUUGCAGCCGAGGACGUGUGGAACGAUGAGCAGGCCGACUUCAUAUGCAACACCGAGCAGCCCGGGUGCAGAAACGUCUGCUAUGAUCUCGCUUUCCCAAUCUCCCUCAUCCGCUACUGGGUGCUGCAGGUCAUUUUCGUGUCCUCUCCCUCCCUGGUUUACAUGGGCCACGCUCUGUACAGGCUGCGGGCGCUGGAGAAAGCUCGGCAGAAGAAGAAGGCUCUGCUGAGGAAGGAGCUGGAGCUGGUGGAUGUGGAGUUGGCAGAAGCCAGGAAGAGGAUAGAGCGGGAAAUGAAGCAGCUCGAUCAGGGGAAGCUCAACAAAGCUCCUCUGAGGGGCUCUCUGCUGCGAACAUACGUGGCUCACGUUGUCACCCGCUCUGUCGUCGAAGUGGCCUUCAUGACAGGCCAGUAUCUCCUUUACGGCUUCCACCUCUACCCACUCUUCAAGUGUCAGCGGGACCCUUGUCCUAAUGCUGUAGACUGCUACGUUUCCAGACCAACAGAGAAAAGUGUCUUCAUGGUUUUCAUGCAGUGCAUUGCUGGGAUUUCCCUCUUUCUAAACAUUUUGGAGAUCACGCACCUGGGCUACAAGAAAAUCAAAAAGGGCAUCCUGGACUUCUACCGUCACUUGAGAGACGAGAGAUAUGAACCUGAAGAGUACUACGUCAACAAGUUUAAAAAAGAAUCCGUUGUGCAAAUUUGUGACGCCAGAAAGGCGACAAUUGCUUCAGCGCCCAGUGACUACAACCUCCUGCUGGAGAGGAUGCAGGGGAACAUUAUGUACCCAAACCUUAUCAAGCCUUCAACUUUUCCACCUCUGCAGGGCGAGCAGGCCAAUCAGCACGAUUUGGAGGAUUCUAGAUGUUCAGCUCAAAGCCCUCAGGAUUGUAACUGCAACCUGACUGCUAAAGAGCCCUGCUCACCGUGCUGCGACUCUCUGAUAAAUCCAAAGCAGGAGGCUGAGGACUUUUCGCAUCGUCCCCUACAAACUAAGGAGGAGGAGAGCAGUGGAAGAGGGAGCCCAGACUCUCCUAAAUGCCAGCAGAAGGCCGCUCACUCUUCCUCCUUCCCCACGCUGCCAGUAAGUGCAGCAAGGAAGCUGUUCAGGGCACAGGGAUCUUUAAAAUGCUCCACAGUGUUGGAGGGAAAAAGCUCUGACACAGACUCAUAUGGAGGGGGAUCAAAGCCCAGCAAUGGAACUUCCUCUGCUCGAAUGCAGUCGUCGAAGUCGGAUGCCAAACAACAAAGUCGGCCUUCCACUCCAGAGUCGGUGGAAGAUUCCAGCUCAGGAUCAGCAGGGAACAACUCCCGACCACCUUCCUCCAACUGCAAAACAUCGAUGGCAAGUAACACGAGCAGCAGGCGAGCGACAGACCUGCAAAUCUAAACUUCAAAUGCCGUUUCCUUAUUUUCUGUAUUGGAGUUCAGGAAUCAAGGUUACACAAGUCCUUUUCUGAAUUUCAGUAAUGGAUUCAACAGCUCUGGAUUUAACAAGAGACACUUUGUUCAUAUUAUUUUUUGUUUUUUUGGUUCUCCUAACAAACAUUUAAACAGCAGUCUACGUACUAUGCCACGCUUUGAAAACACAAAAAACUGCUUGUGGUGAAUUAUACCAGCACCAAACAACUCAGGAUUUCAUAAUGAAUGUCAUAUAUAAUUUGUGCAACUAUUUUUGGACUGAACCUUUAUUCUACUGUUACUUUCAUAUGUGUAGCUACAAAAUGAGUACAAAUGUAGUUGACACAUUACAUUAAAAACUCAACAUAUAGAGAGUUCAGGCAUCUAAAAACAAACCCAUUCAAAAUUCCCAUCGACUUUGAGAGGAUAGACCCCAUGGCGCUAAAAUGCUAACUUACUUCCAGGUUUUAGGACUGAUUCCUGUGGCACCAUAUUACUAAAAUGAGAAAGUUUGGUAGAUCCUGCCUACUCCAUUCCAACAUUAAGGCUGGCUUCUGAUAACCAUGGUUGUGUUCAAAAUAAAGUAGACUUCUUCGUGAUAUUGAUGUAAAUCGCUAUUUUG